Hibiscus syriacus is the source of this 3336-nucleotide messenger RNA. RefSeq lists its product as uncharacterized. The record is from RefSeq and is a predicted model, not a curated record. The transcript is spliced from 8 exons. Lineage: Eukaryota; Viridiplantae; Streptophyta; Magnoliopsida; Malvales; Malvaceae. Bases 1 to 3336 code for a protein of 1111 amino acids.
AUGGACUGGAGAAAACUCUUUGGCUGCUCAGAGGGCCUCGAUUUAGAAUAUCACCCACCUAGGGUUAGCGAUGGGUCUAUCUCCGUUCACCCUCCUCCUGAGGUCUUAGACGCUGGAAUUGAUGAAUGGAAGCUCUCAAUUGUUGGCCAAUGUCUCGGUGCUGCUCCAAAUCUUUCAUCUAUGCAACGUAUCGUCAAUAACCUCUGGAAAAUGGCACUCGGGGGCAGUAAAACUCAGGUAAGUUUCGCAGGUAAUAAUCACUACAUUUUUUCCUUCGAUUCUGAAACUAUUAGGGAUUGGGUUCUCGAAUCAAGACCCUGGCAUAUUCUCAAUAAGCCCUUAAUCCUUAGGAAGUGGGAACCCAACUGGAAAAGAUUACAUUUUGACUUAUCUCGCUGCGUUAAUCUUUUUAACGUUCCCCUUGAACUCUUCUCUAAAACUGGUUUGAGUUAUAUUGCUAGUGCCAUUCGCUCCCCCCUCACAAUGGAUUCUGUCAUCGCUGCUAAAACUCACUUGGAAUUUGCUAAAGUUUGUAUUGAGAUUGGGGUUAAUGAUGUUAUCCCCAAAUCUAUUGAUGUGGUCCUUAAGGAUGUCGUAAGUGUUUCAGUUGACUCUGUGCCUAAGCCAACUGUUACAUUAGCUGAAGGUUCGGUAGAUUCUCCUAAAUUUCAUGAUGUUCCUAACACAGUUCCUUACGUAAGUAAAGAAUUGACUACCAAUAAAUCUACUGCUGGUUCUUCUGAAAUUUUAAGCUAUUCUCAGAUUCCUAAUCUUAUUCGUGGUAGGGGCAUACCAUCAAAAAACAAAUCAACCUCAUCAGAAUCUAACAAUAUAUUUGACAUUCUAAGUACUGUGGAAAACCCUUCUAAAUUUCCUGAAAGUCAGCCUAGGAAAAUUAGAUCAGCUUCCUUAGGAGUUGCCAAUCUUAUUAAUGAAUUAAAGCUAAAAAAGAAAGAUAAGUUAACCAAAGUUACAAAAGUUGAGUUAGAAGGUAGUAGAAAGGGUAUAGAUUUCACUCUCUGUCAUGCUUCCAAACAAUGCUUAACCAUUAAAGGUUUGCAUUCUGGUUCCCCUUUUAUCCUUACUGUUGUGUAUAGUAGCAACGAUGGUAGGGAAAGAAGGCUCAUGUGGCAGCAACUACGGGAUUUAGAUAGGAUCUUGGGCCAUUUCCCUUGGAUCAUAGGCGGUGAUUUCAACAUCAUCUUAAACUCUUAUGAAUCUUCUGACUUUGAUCUUUUGGGUCCUUCUCCCUCCGAUAUGAGAGAUUUUCAGGAUGUUCUCUCGGAUCUUGAUCUUUUUUAUCAUCCCUUUACCGGCCCUACUUUUACUUGGAGCAAUAAACAACAAAUUUAUUUCCUUGCUAGAAAACUAGUUAGGGUCUUUAUCAACCAUAAUUGGAUCAGUUCCUUUCGCUCUUCCCAUGUCGAGUUCCUUGCUCCUGGCAUUUCUGACCAUUGCCUUGCCCUUCUUUGGACUCACAAAGAGAUUCUUUUUUCCAAGCUUAAACGCCUUAAACCUCUCCUUAAAGCCCUUAAUAAUUCUUUCUUUAGUGAUCUCUCUUCUCGUGUUAAUCUUAAAAGAUUUCUUGAGGAUGCUGAAGCUAUGUUCCUCAAGCAAAAAUCUAAGGUUCAGUGGCUCAAAAAAGGGGAUAACUGUUCUAAAUUCUUCCAUUCUUCUGUUGCCCUUAAAAAUAAAAGAGACACCAUUAGACUGCUUAUUGACGAUUAUGGCAAUAGAUUAGAAUCUUUUGAUGAUAUGUCCUCUGAGGUGAUCAAUUAUUUCUCAAAUAUCCUUGGCUCUACUGACCCAAUGGUUAAGUGUAUUGAUCAUAAUGUGCUCAAAGAUCUCCUUCAUUCCUCUUUGCCUGCUGACUUGGCUGCAAAUCUUAGCAAAGACGUUACUAAGAAUGAAAUUAAAGAUGGUUUCUUUAGUCAAGGAAAUGACAAAGCCCCUGGCCCUGAUGGUUAUUCUCCCCUUUUCUUUAAAAAGUCUUGGGCUAUUAUUGGUGAUGACACCACUGCUGCUAUUUUACAAUUUUUUCAGGAAUCUUUUAUUCUUCUUGCUUUCAAUGCCACAACUAUCGCUUUGAUUCCUAAGAUUCCUAAUCCUAGUACGGUUAAAGAUUUUAGACCUAUUUCUUGUUGUUCUGUGGUUUAUAAAGCUAUUACUAAAAUCCUUGCUAACAAACUGUCCAUUUUAAUUCCUCAUCUUAUCACCCUCAACCAUACCGCUUUCGUGAAGGGCAGAUCCAUUGUUGAUAACACCCUUCUUGCUCAGGAAAUAGCUAUGAACCUCCCUCCUAAUUUUACUUCUUGGAUUGAAACUUGCUACUUGACUGCAAGCUUUUCAGUUUCUUUAAACGGGAGUCUAACUGGGUAUUUUAGAGGAGCAAGAGGUGUUAGGCAAGGGGAUCCCCUAUCCCCUUACUUAUUUGUUCUUUCUAUGAAUAUUCUAUCCAAGCUCUUGAAUCUGGGUGCGUCUAAAGGCCUUUUCAGUUAUCAUCCCAAAUGCAAGCGCAUUGGUCUUACUCACCUCUCCUUCGCUGAUGAUCUUUUAAUUUUCUGCAAAGGUUCUGUUGACUCUAUCAUCGGAGUCACCUCUGUUCUUGAUACUUUUUAUGAAAUUUCUGGCCUUAAAUUAAAUGCUUCAAAAUGUGAACUCUUUACUACUGGUGUUUCUAAUUCCACUCUUAAUGAUCUGAAAAUGAUUACUGGUUUCAAUCUUGGUGGUGCUAGAGUAAGUUGGCAGAAAAUCUGCCUUCCUAAAUCUGAGGGAGGUCUUGGUCUUAAAGAUUUAAAAACUUGGAACAAAGCUUGCAUGAUGAGCCUAAUAAAGAACAUUCUAGCUGGUGAAGUCAAACCAUACAUGAGCUGGAGCCUAAAACAGAUUUUGAUGCUUAGGACUGAAGCCUCCUCAAUUCUGCCUUCUAUCUCCAAGAAAAUUGGUCACAUUUGGAAUGACAUUAGGGUUAAGAACCCGAAAGUUCAUUGGCAAUCCAUUCUUUGGUUCUCUCUUCUUAUUCCCAAACAUAGCAUUAUUUCUUGGAUGACAUUCCUCGACCGACUCCCCACUAAAGAGAGGCUCCAUCGAAUGGGGAUCGUCACUGACUGUCAGUGCACAUUUUGUGGUAAUGGUAUGGAAUCUAGAAACCAUUUAUUUUUCGAGAGCAAGAUUGCUACUGCACUGUGGUUUGCAAUCUUCUCCUAUUGUGGUCUUCGGUUUACCCAUCAUUCAUGGGAUGCUCUCUACGCUUGGGCAACGGUAAAGUGGAAGGGAUCCUCCAUUCUCUCUUUAAUCAUGAAACUCUCCUCGAAUGCUUUGAUCUACACAAUCUAG